ACACAGGCAAUCCCCAUUCUGGCCACGGCCAAUAUACACACUCCUAACCCGCCAGUGGAACUCCAUCUAAGGAAGGACCACACUCCUAGUCUGCCUCCACAGACCAACAAGCACACAACCCAUCCGACAUGGCUGACCAACUAACAGAGGAGCAGAUUGCAGAGUUCAAGGAGGCUUUCUCCUUAUUCGACAAGGAUGGUGAUGGCACCAUUACCACCAAAGAGCUCGGCACCGUCAUGAGGUCGCUGGGCCAGAACCCCACAGAGGCUGAGCUGCAGGACAUGAUCAAUGAGGUGGACGCUGACGGUAAUGGAACCAUCGACUUCCCUGAGUUUCUGACCAUGAUGGCCAGAAAAAUGAAGGACACAGACAGCGAGGAGGAGAUCCGUGAGGCUUUCCGGGUAUUUGACAAGGACGGCAAUGGCUACAUCAGCGCCGCAGAGCUCCGUCACGUCAUGACGAACCUGGGAGAGAAGCUAACGGACGAGGAGGUGGACGAGAUGAUCAGAGAAGCAGACAUCGAUGGAGACGGACAGGUCAACUACGAAGAGUUUGUACAGAUGAUGACUGCAAAGUGAAGCUUGCCCGCCCCGUCCUGUCCCCUCUUAGAAGAAAAAAAAAGGAAAAAAAAAAAAAAUCAAAAUGUUUUACUUACCUCUUGGAAAAAAAAAAUGUUCAUUUAUUCAUACUGUUUCUGUAUAGAAAAUAAUUGAAUGUUGAAAUAAAAUAUCCUUCUGUCCACACAGGAAAAAUAUAAAAAUAUACAAAAAAUAUCUGCAUGAAAAUGAUGGUUAGUGAUCCUGUCCCCUCCCCCCGGAGAUCAGUUUAGCAUCAGUACUUAACAAGUAACAAUAAUAACAACAAACCCUGUAACUACUACCUUCAGACUAAAGCAGAAGCAUUUGGCGAACUCCUUCCAGUUCCAUUUGCUCGUGGUAAAUGUCUGGGCUGGCCAUCUCUUCUUUCUCUCUCUGUUUUCUGUUCUUCAUGCAUGCAGCUUGAGACCGGAGCACUAACCCCCCCGCCCUCCCCUCAUCCCUCCUCCGGGCUACCAGAGCGUGCUGAUUCCACUAUAAGCUGUCCUCUUGUUGGUUUGGUACAGUUUUUUUGUAUUUGGAGAGGAACCCUGUACUGUGAAGAUGAGAGAGUAACCAGGUUCUAACUCAAGCGUCAAAGUGGAACGGGACUUAAUUGUAUGCUAGAUAAAAAGAGAUAAAAAAAAAAAAACAA
Messenger RNA from Epinephelus moara (kelp grouper), 1230 nucleotides. Its product is annotated as calmodulin-1. The record is from RefSeq and is a predicted model, not a curated record. The transcript has 6 exons. Lineage: Eukaryota; Metazoa; Chordata; Actinopteri; Perciformes; Serranidae. Bases 129 to 578 code for a protein of 149 amino acids. Gene Ontology annotation, molecular function: calcium ion binding.